Molecule: messenger RNA, 1861 nt
Organism: Tilletiopsis washingtonensis
Lineage: Eukaryota; Fungi; Basidiomycota; Exobasidiomycetes; Entylomatales
Exons: 6
Coding region: 435-1637 (400 amino acids)
Source: RefSeq, a predicted model, not a curated record
GCCGUCGCAGAGCGAUGGCCUCUCGGGCGACGAGGAGUCUCAGCCUCAGAUUGGCGCCGCGGUGCUGUCCUUCGAUGAAGCCGGACGCUUGAAGGUCUCGCUGGUCAAGGCCGAGCCGCUCUCCGAGCCAGGUCUGAGCGACAAUGAUCUGACGGGCUCGGAGACUGCGUCUGCGCUCAACGACGCCAUCGUCAAGAGCGAGAAGGCAACGUCCGCCGUCAAGGGCUCGGCCAGCAAGAAGGCGCUAGUCGAUCCGCUCUUCGGAACAAGCCGCCGUCUCGUUCUCAGCCGCUACAUGGGAGAGCUGCCCGAGCAGAAGCGUGUCGUACACAGCAAGGCAGGCAACGACGGCGCUGCGCGGCUCGGUGACGACACCAUCGACGACGGCAACGCGCCGGCGGACAUCUCCUUCGUUCGCGCCGACGCCGAGUCGGAUGCUGCACUCGACGAAGAGGACCAGCAAUCCAGCGCCAUGGAGGCGGAAAGCGCCUCGGAGGCGGAGCUGGACGACGAGCUCGAAGACGAAGAGCUCGACGAGGAGCUCGAGGAGGAGGAUCUCGACGACGAGCACGACGACUUCGACGCCAACGCGCUCGACGCUGAUGAGCUCUACGCGAAUGAUGUCGCCAGCGAGCAGCCCGACGACUGCGAGGAGCCGGCGCAGUAUGAUGAGGAGGGAUACGAUGUCGAGGAGCUGGCGGAUGAGGACGCGGCUGCGGAGGCAGAUGCAGUCGCCGAGAACGACGGCGAGGACCUGCCAGCCGCCGAGAGCGAGACCUCCGUGCGACUGCGACGCGUGCCUCUCCGAUCACGAGUGUCCCGAGGACGAGCAAGAGGAGGAAGCAGAGGAGGAGGAGGAGGCGGUCGUCGACAAUGGCAGCGAGGUGUCCGAGGAGGACGUCGCGUCGUGCGACUGCUCGGAGUGCGCCGACGCGCUGAGCGACAGCGAGGAGGAGGACGAUGAGCAGUCCGAGGAGGACGCGGCAGACGAGCCAGGAACUCCCGAGAGCAGCAAGCACGACUGCCAGUCGGCGGCCGACGACGCGUACGCGGCCCAUCUCGCGGCUGGAGGCGCUAGGGACGUACUCCAUGAGGCACAGCUGGCCACGUGGCGCGACGACGACAUCGCCAGUCUCGCUGCGUGGAAGUCCAUGCGUAAGCACGCCCGCAAGAGCGCACAACAGCAGCGGACACACGAGGCCGAAGAGCUUUCUGGUGAUGCGGAAGUUGAGCCCAACGCCGGUGCCAGUGUCGCGCAGGAGGACGCUUCGGUGGAAGCUCCUUCACUGGACACUCCGCGGAUGGACACUCCUUCGCUGAACACCUCUUCGCUCGCAACUCCGAAGCCCGAGGUAAGCGAGACGAGCUGCCCCGCAGUGGCCGGAGUCAAGCGCUCGCUCGACGACAUGGAGAACGAGGAGAGCGCCGCGCCGGAGGCGAGCGGUAACUCUCCGGCGAGCGACAACUCCGAGGUCGUCCCGCAGGCGUCCGCCACCGCUGCCGCGAGCGAUGUGGCUGCUCGCCCCAGCAAGCGUGCUCGCCGCAUCGCCGCCGCUCGCAACUUCGCCGCCGGCGCUGCCAUUGGAGCCCUUGGCACAUUCCUCGGUCUGGCACGCCUCGGCCGCUCCUACGAGUGAGCGCACGCCAUCAAAGCGGCGCCUCGCCAAACUUCUCUUGAGCUCUGCACACGCGUGGCGCUCGACGCCACCUAACGACCCACCCUUCUCGCACAUGGCUUCUCGGUUCUGGAUGACACGACCGCGCUCCUUCACAUCUCUUGUUCGGCAGCCGUCUUCUCUCUCAGCCUCACACCUCGCGUCACCCCUCGGUCCCUCUACACAUAUAUACUCCUCGCUCGCGC